CUUUGUCGGGUACGGAAAUUUAGGCUGUGUGUGCUGGUGACACAAGUUCAGAAAACAAAGAUCCACCCACUCAUUGUGUGUUAUAUAGUCCAGCUGGAUGAAAUUGGAAGCUCUCUGUGGAUUUCUUUUCACAUCAUGAUGUGGACAUCAGCCUCCCGUCUGACUGAGGAGUUUAGCACUGGAUUCUCUCAAACUUUGAUUAACCAGGAGAGCACAGUAGAAGAAAGGGAUGUUCAGCAGACUCCAGACAUGUGCUGAUCCUCCGCUCUUUGCUUAGCGGUGACGUAGAGCUGGCCUGGAUAUCAGGAAAUCCCCUUAUGGAACAUUGUAUGUGGGAUUUGUGAAGGAUCAGUUUGUAUUUGGCAGAUUGAGGUUUAUUAGGGGUCAGGGGCUAAGCGGGGACAGUACUGGUGAUGGAGAUCACUCAGCUCCAGAGUCCCCAGCCCAAUCAGGAAUGAGCCAUACCCUAAAGCCCUCUUGGAGAUUUCAGGACAGGGGUACGGCUGACUGGUUUGGGGUGAGUAAAGACAGCGACAGCACCCAGCGAUGGAGGAGGAAGAGCCUGCAGCACUGCAGUCAUCUGUACGGGGGUCUGAAGACGCAGGUGAUGAGGGAGAUGGAGCUUCACAGCCAAGACAAUCUCUCCCUUGCCAGCACUGAGACCCCUCCUCCCCUCUACCUCCCACCCCUCCACCCCAGUCAUCACCACUAUGGCAUGCAGAGGAUCGUAGACCCCCUGGCUCGGGGUCGUGCCUUCCGCAAUGUGGAAGAAGUAGACGGCUUGAGCGCCCUGCAAACUCCCAUGACGCCCGGCACAGCUUCCCUCUGCUCAUUUUCCAGCUCCCGCUCUGCCCUCAAUCGUCUCCCACGACGACGCAAGCGAGAAUCUGUCGCCGUCAUGAGUCUCAAGGCGGCGGCGGCGCUAAUGAAGGGCCGGACGUUAGGCGAGAGCACCGCUGGGCGGCGGCGCAGACGGAGUUUCAUGCCUCCUAGUUUCUUCGAAGAUGACACUGCGGAUUUCCCCGAUGACCUAGAUACUUCUUUCUUCACCAGAGAAGGCCUGCAGGAUGAGUUGUCCAGCUAUGCUGACGAGGUUUUUGAGACUCCGUCGGAGGCUGCCCUCAAACAGCUAGAUGAGAGCGAGCUCACGGGAAGCGCUCUGGAUAGGAACGAACUAGAGAGGAGUCAUCUCAUGAUGCCUUUAGAGCGAGGGUGGCGGAAGGCAAAAUCCGGCUCUGCGGUCCAACCCAAAGUCCGCCUGAAACAGGAGGUGGUGAGCGUCAACAGCCAUCAGCAGCGAGGGCAAAGAAUCGUGGUUCCGGUUAAGAAGCUUUUUGCCAGAGAGAAGAGGCCAUACGGGCUGGGCAUAGUCGGACGUCUCACUAACCGGUCGUAUCGCAAACGCAUAGACAGCUACGUCAAGCGGCAGAUUGAAGACAUGGAUGAUCACAGGCCUUUUUUUACCUACUGGAUCACCUGCGUCCACCUGCUCAUUACCAUUCUGGCUGUCACCAUUUACGGUAUUGCCCCUAUCGGCUUCUCGCAACACGAAACUGUCGACUCGGUGCUGAGGAACAAGGGGGUUUACGAAAACGUGAAGUUUGUGCAACAGCAAAACUUCUGGGUGGGUCCGAGCUCUGAAGCGCUGAUUCACCUGGGAGCCAAGUUUUCCCCGUGCAUGCGUCAGGAUGAAGAGAUCCACAAGCUGAUCCAGGAGAAGCGAGCACUAGAGAGAGAAUCGGGCUGCUGUGUGAGGAAUGAUCGCUCCGGCUGCCUGCAGACUCUACAGGAGGAGUGUUCGAGCACACUGGCAGUGUGGGUGAAGUGGCCUCAGCACCCCAGUGCUCCUUCUUUGAACAGUGAACUCCGGCAACAUGGUGCCGUUUGCCAUCAGGACCCCAGAAUCUGUCUGGAGCCAGCCUCUGUUUCACCGCAUGAGUGGCCGGAUGACAUCACUUCUUGGCCUGUUUGCACAAGGUUCAACUCUGGGAAUCACACUAACCUCCCCCACAUUGAUUGCACCAUCACAGGCCGGCCCUGCUGCAUCGGAACCAAAGGACGGUGUGAAAUAACUUCUAGAGAGUACUGUGAUUUUAUGCAUGGCUACUUCCAUGAGGAGGCUACGCUCUGCUCACAGGUGGCCUGCAUGGACGAUGUCUGCGGUUUGCUGCCUUUCCUCAACCCAGAGGUCCCUGAUCAGUUCUCUCGGCUCUGGUUGUCCCUGUUUCUUCAUGCUGGAAUUCUGCACUGCUUGGUUUCGGUGUUGUUCCAGAUGACGGUGCUGAGGGAUAUAGAGAAGUUGGCUGGCUGGCUCAGAAUCUCUAUUAUCUACAUGCUCAGUGGCAUCACUGGCAACCUGGCCUCUGCCAUCUUCCUGCCCUAUAGAGCAGAGGUGGGUCCUGCUGGCAGCCAGUUCGGCAUCCUGGCUUGUCUUUUUGUGGAGCUGUUUCAGAGCUGGCAGAUCCUCGAGCGACCGUGGCGAGCGUUUGCUAAGCUGUUGGCCAUCUCUGUGUUCUUCUUCUCUUUCGGUUUGCUUCCCUGGAUCGACAACUUUGCCCACAUCUGUGGUUUCAUUUCCGGUUUCUUCCUGUCCUUCGCCUUCCUCCCAUACAUCAGCUUCGGCCGUUCCGAUAUGUACCGAAAGCGAGUCCAAAUCUGCGUCUUCCUGCUGAUCUUCCUGGGUCUGUUCUCCGCUCUGGCCGUUCUCUUCUACAUCUACCCCGUGAAGUGCGACUGGUGCGAGUACCUCACCUGCAUCCCCAUCACAGACAAGUUCUGCGAGAAGUACGACCUAAACGCACACCUCCUCUGACUGUUAGUCCUUGGAGUCCAAGCUGAUGUCCACUGAUAAGAUUAGGAUGUGUGAAAUGGUGCUUGGCAGCACUUACGACUGAUAAAACCAUCAGUAUUUCUAGAUUUUGUACGGACUGGUGAAUUCCAGAUGUAUUUUUUCAAUAUACAAAACAACAUGCAUGAAAGCCUUCAAUAUGCAUGAAAACAAGGAGAACAAUGGACUAAUAACUGAUCUGUGUGUGACUGAUCUUGUCCUGGGCUAAUCAAUGUCCACUUGCACUGGCCAGUAACAGUACACCUUAGUGGCCACAUGGAAGUUUUAUUUGGUACUUUUUACCCAGCAGUCACAGCUUCCUGGACGCUCUGCCGUGAACUCUAAGGACACAAGGCUCUAAAUUCAUCAGCGUGCCUUACUGAUACAGCACAGCCUCUGACUUUAAUGUCUGUGGAAACUGCUUUCAGACACAAAUCAUGUCAAAUAUGUUUUUUACUUCAGUAUUUGGAGGCUGGAAUGCCAUUUUGUUUAUUUGUUUACCACUCUGGAAACCACAGCCUUUAAAGCACUCCAGUCACAAAUGGAUGUUCUGUUUUUUUAAUAUUCACCUCUUUUUUUUAUAUA
This is a messenger RNA of Pundamilia nyererei, 3412 nucleotides long. It is a transcript of the gene rhbdf1b, whose product is annotated as rhomboid 5 homolog 1b (Drosophila). The record is from RefSeq and is a predicted model, not a curated record. NCBI's taxonomy places the organism in Eukaryota, Metazoa, Chordata, Actinopteri, Cichliformes, Cichlidae. Gene Ontology annotation, cellular component: endoplasmic reticulum membrane. Gene Ontology annotation, molecular function: serine-type endopeptidase activity. Gene Ontology annotation, biological process: regulation of epidermal growth factor receptor signaling pathway; regulation of protein secretion. The coding region runs from base 455 to 2812 and encodes 785 amino acids. The transcript has 17 exons.